Messenger RNA from Caenorhabditis angaria, 403 nucleotides. The record is from the annotation of a GenBank genome assembly. NCBI's taxonomy places the organism in Eukaryota, Metazoa, Nematoda, Chromadorea, Rhabditida, Rhabditidae.
AUGAAAUUUAUUCUUUUUUUAAUUGUAAUUUCCAUAUUCUUCUUUCAAACGCAAUCAAAAUUUACAAAAGUAUUCGCAAUUUCGUGUAAUUUGAGACAAAAUUGGAAAGUUGAGUUAUUUUUUGCUAAAAACGGCGAGCUUUUAUUCCGAUUCGAAAAGCAUUUGAUAACAAAUCGUAAUGAUUAUCUAGCAAUUCAUUCUUUCGGAGCUAAUGAAGUGGUUUGUUUUUUUUACGCAAAGUAUUUUCAAAUUUUCAAAAGUUCUUCAGCCAACAGAUGUUGUAUAUCAACAUAACUGCAAUGAUGAUUCAAAAGAAUGGAAACAAUUUGAGGAAUCAAUUGAUCAUCCUGUUUUGUUGGAUAACAGAGGAAAAUAUUAUAAACAUUUCAAUGAUCGAUACUGA